Messenger RNA from Lathyrus oleraceus (garden pea), 645 nucleotides. RefSeq lists its product as uncharacterized. The transcript is spliced from 3 exons. The record is from RefSeq and is a predicted model, not a curated record. Bases 1 to 645 code for a protein of 214 amino acids. Lineage: Eukaryota; Viridiplantae; Streptophyta; Magnoliopsida; Fabales; Fabaceae.
AUGCUUUAUUUGUGUGGUUCGGAGUCGGCAAGGUCAUCUACAGAUUCGUGUAGCGAUUGUACGCAAUUCUUCACCACUGACAAAAUAUUUGAGUCCCGAUCUGAACGAGGUAGGAAAGAUAAAUUGGUUUUGGAUUAUGAGAAAGAAGGUAAUUAUAAAAGGAAGAAUACAUCUGAAAGCAGUAAAUUCUCAGAGGAUACUUAUAGUAUGAAAGUGAAAUGCCCUUUUAGACUGAGAUCUACGCCGAGUGGUAGUGGUUGGAAGGUGAUGGUUAGGUUUGGGUUUCACAAUCAUAAACUAUCUGAGGAUUUAGAUGACCAUGACAUAUUGGAUCGUCUAAAAGUUCAUGAGAGACAAUUUGUCAAUGACGUGACGAAGUACAACAUGGUUCUACGAUAUAUUAUUUAUGUCUUGAAAGACAAAGAUCCAAGAAACCUCACCAGUGUUACCCAAGUGUAUAAAGCUAGGGUUACAUACAAUGCGAACAAGAUAGGUUCAUUGACAAAAAUGAAAAUGUUGUUGAGUCUUAUUCAUAGAGAGAAAUAUAUGUGUUGGACAAGAAAUAGGAAAGACUCAAAUGUUGUUGCUGAUAUCUUCUGGACACAUUCUGAUUCAGUAAAGUUGUUGAAUAUGUUUUGGUGUUGA